This is a messenger RNA of Closterium sp. Yama58-4, 1773 nucleotides long. The record is from the annotation of a GenBank genome assembly. Lineage: Eukaryota; Viridiplantae; Streptophyta; Zygnematophyceae; Desmidiales; Closteriaceae.
AUGAACUACAGAGGACUAGUAAUCGCGUGCUUCUAUGGCGGAAUGUCAGUGGCGAGCGUGUUUAUCAACAAGGCCAUUUUCCACGUGUAUCAUUUCAACCAUCCGUACACGCUGGUUCUGGGUCAAACAUGCUUCACGCUCGUCCUCCUACUGCUCAUGCGACGGUUCCGGGUCAUUCGAUUGGCGCCGUUUCAGUUCUACGUCUUUCAACGGAGUCAACAUCCCCAUGUACGGGGUCCUCAAAUCAUCCACAACUCCCUUCGUCCUCCUCCUAGACUAUUUCCUCCGCUCAAAAAAGGCUUCCACACGAAUCCAGCUAGCCGUUUACCUCACCACAGCAGGGGGUUCAUAGCAGGGUUAGGAGACCUGACCUUUGACCUGCCAGGCUACAUCCUGGCGCUUUCAUCCGCGUUAGCAACAGCUGCGUACGUCGUUAUAGUGGGGAAGCUUGGGGAGGAGCUACAGCUGGACUCGUUCACGCUGCUGCUGUACAACAACUUUUGGUCGCUGCCGUUCUCGAUCCUGCUGGUGGUGUGGAACGGCGAGCUGGUGGCUGUGAGAGAGGUGCUGCACCCGCAAACCGUGAUGUUCCUCUUCUACUUUGUGCUGUCCUGCGCGUCUGCGUUCAUCCUCAACCUCGCCACGUACCUGUGCACACUCGUCAACGACUCGCUCACUACCAGCAUUGUCGGCCGAACCAAGUCCAUUCUGCAAGGCCUUGGUGGGCUCUUUGCAUUUGGGGAUGUGCUGCUGAACCCCACGAACCUGCUGGGUCUGCUGGUGAACUCGUGUGGAAUCGGGUGGUAUGCGUAUGAGAAGUAUCUGGAGGCGAAGAGAAAAGCCUUGUACCUGGGGUCGCCAGCUCGCCUCAAAGGCAGCCGCCCCACUACUGACACCAUGACCAUCACCAGAGACGGCUCCCAGGUAUCUUUAAUCUACACUGGAAAGGAGGCAGAUGGCCAAGACUCACGGAAUGGCCUACGCUUCUGGAAUUUCCUAGCCGAAUCCGCACCCAUGGCUUGGAGAUUCAUGUCGCUCGCACUCGUACUCACUCUCUCCAUCUUUGCCGCUUUUCCACAAGCCAACGGCGGGAAAUACGAAACGUGGGCUAAGGGAUUCACAGCCACGUAUUACGGCGGACAGGGAGACGGCGGGUCGUGUGGAUACGGCACCGCACAGCAGUCCGGCUUCGGAGUGUUCACCGCGUCGGCCUCCGCGUCGCUCUACCAGUCCGGGUUGCUGUGCGGCGCGUGCCUACGCGUUAAGUGCGUCAACAGCCCGCUAUGCAAACCCGGCGUGUCACCGAUGCUGACCGUUAGUAACCUGUGCCCGCCGCUGUCGUCGGGGGGGUGGUGCGACGGGAACAAGAUGAGCCUGUCGCUCGCACCGACGGCGUGGAAUAUGAUUGCGACGAAUCCGAACAUCGGAGUUGUACCCGUUUUGGUGAAACGCGUUUUGUGCCAGCGGAAGCGAGGGAUCGUGUUCAACGUGACCGGAAACCCUUACUACAUCGAAGCUUUGAUUAAGAACGUCGCGGGAUCGGGGGAUCUGCGCCGGGUCGAUUUGUCGCUGAACCGUGGUCCGUUCCAACCCAUGACUCGAUCCUACGGGUCGGUCUGGACGUUUUCCGGGCAGAAGAUCACAGGCAAGUCGCUUUCCUUCCGCCUCUUUUCGCGCAACGACAACGCGUCGCUCGUCAUCUGGAAUGCGCUGCCGCCCAACUGGGUCCAGGCCGUUAACUACAUCUCUAGGACAAACUUCGGCUUCGCAUAA